Messenger RNA from Dendrobium catenatum, 2370 nucleotides. RefSeq lists its product as uncharacterized. The record is from RefSeq and is a predicted model, not a curated record. The coding region runs from base 1 to 2370 and encodes 789 amino acids. Gene Ontology annotation, molecular function: catalytic activity. The transcript is spliced from 3 exons. Lineage: Eukaryota; Viridiplantae; Streptophyta; Magnoliopsida; Asparagales; Orchidaceae.
AUGGAAGUUUUUUCCAGAACUGAUAUUGAUAGGAUUAUUGGGAGGGAUUGGGACUACUGUUACCAACCAUCAGUGGGUAAGGCGGGUGGUAUCCUUGUGUUAUGGAAGUGUUCGGUGGGGUCGUUCCAUGUUAUUUUCAAAUCAAAACAGUGCAUUAUGGGCAGAUUUAAAAGCUCGGCUACUUUCGACUGGGAGGUGGCUGUGAUGUAUGCGGAUAAAGACACCCAUGUCCGGGCGUUAGCUUUUAACGAAAUCUUUCAGCACCAUAAGUCCGACUCGCCCUUGAUUGUUGGAGGGGACUUUAAUUGUAUUCUUGCCCAAGCGGAUAAGAAGGGCGGGCGGCCUUUCUCAUUCACGACUGCUGCUAAGGGAAUGAGUGAGUUCAUGGCUGCCAACGGACUGAUUGAUCCGGGGUUCUCCGGUCCCGCCUUCACGUGGACUAAUAAUAAAGACGCUGGGAGUCAUAUCUCCUCUCGGCUGGAUAGGUUUUUGAUUAGCUCCUCUAUCCUGGACGCCUUUCAGGAGCUAAGGGUGAGCCAUCUUACGAGGAUCGCCUCCGAUCAUUGUCCAAUUCUUUGCAUUGUUAGCUUGGGGAGACAGAGGGCUCGAUCCUACUGGAUUAAAUUCGAGGAUGUCUGGGCGAGUUUGCCCAGAGCGUGGCAGUUGGUCGCCGAGAAGUGGCUGGUGCCUGAUACAGAUUCGGAAGCAUCCAAGUUGCAAAGGAAAUGCCAACGUUCUUUGAAGGCCUUGUUCUUCUGGAGCAAAAACAAGUUCAAAAUGUUAAACAAUCUCAAAGAAGAACUGGAUAGGGAGAUUUGUAUUUUACAAAGCAUCGAGAGUUCGCCGACUGGGCUUAAUGAGGUGCAGGCUGAAUCACUGCGGUACAAGGUCCAAUUGCUUAAUUCGACUCUCGAUCGACUUUCAACGUGGUGGAGACAGCGCGCAAAGGUGGUGAAGGGGUUCUUUGAACAUAAAUGGUGCGGGACACCAAUCUGUGAGACCGAUUGGCCUACUUUUGAAGCCCAGCACGCUACUUUAGCUUAUGCGGCUAAUUUGUUGGAUAAGGAAGUUACGGAGGAGGAGAUAUGGAAUGGGGUCACGGCGGCUUGCUUGGAAUUCUUCGCGACAGGGUGUAUGGAUCCUGACUGGAAGGAGACAAUGGUGGUGUUGAUUCCCAAAACCAGCAACCCGGAUCGUCCGUCUAUGUACAGACCUAUCAGUCUGUGCCAGACCAUCUAUAAAAUUGUGGCGAAGGUGCUUGUGAAUCGGAUGCAAAGCUUACUGCCCAACCUUAUCUCCGAGGAGCAAGCGGCUUUUGUCCCGGGCCGGUCAAUCUCCGACCACUGCUUGCUCGGGCAGGAGGUGCUGAACAAAUUCAAGGUCUCGAGAUCCAAUCCUGGGUGGAUGGCCGUGAAGGUGGAUAUGGAACAAGCCUAUGAGAAAAUGAGCUGGAGAACUCUUGAGCUGGUGCUGUCUCGUAUGGGGUUCCCCCUUAAAUUCCGCUCUUGGGUUCUGAGUUGCAUUCGCUCCCCUCGGUUCUCAAUUAUGGUCAACAGGCAGCUUACAGGGGCUAUUACGGCGGAGUGUGGGUUCCGCCAGGGAUGUCCGCUCUCCCCCUAUCUGUUCAUUCUUUGUUCGGAGCUCAUAUCUCUUCAAUUCCACCAGCGAUUUCCGAAGAUGGGUGUUCAACUCAAGGCGGGCGGACCCAUGGUCUCCCACCUCCUUUAUGCUGACGAUGUUUUAUGUUUUGCAGGCGCUUCCAUUCCUAAUGUGAAGAAAAUUAUGUCGAUUAUGGAGGACUAUUGUGCGUGGACUUGGCAGCGGGUCAAUAGGAGCAAGUCGGCAAUUAUGUUUAGCAAGAUCACCUUGUCGACAACCAAACACAGGCUGGCUAGACUUGCUGGCUGCCACAAGGUCGAGGAGAUGGAUUAUUUGGGAAUCAAGCUUACGCUUAGAAGACUGAAGAAGGCGGAUUUCAGCCCGCUAUUGCAGAAGUCUAGUGCUCUGACUCUUGCUUGGGGAGUGAGACAUCUUUCCCUGGCCGGCAGAGUUACUAUGAUAAACUCUGUUUUGCUCCCCCUCUCAGUCUAUGCUGUCUCGCAUAUGCUGGUGCCGAGAGGUGUUCUUGAUGAGGUGGAGAAGAUCUGUCGUGGUUUUCUGUGGAACAAAGAUCACAAUAAUCGGAGCUUAUAUUAUUCCAGUUGGGAGGCGCUAACCAAACCUUGGCGUCUCGGGGGGUUCGGGUUCCAUGCUAGCGGACGGUGGACUGGCCCAUUACGAGCUCGACUUGCAUGGAAUUUUUUCAACAAGCCGCUAAGCCUGCUCAAUAGAUGCUUAAGACAUAAGUAUGAAGAUUGGCCUUGGUCCUAG